This is a messenger RNA of Stylonychia lemnae, 1920 nucleotides long. Lineage: Eukaryota; Ciliophora; Spirotrichea; Sporadotrichida; Oxytrichidae. The record is from the annotation of a GenBank genome assembly.
AUGACUAAAAUAUAUACUUAAAGCAGAAUUUUUGAAGAAGCCUUCCCUUAAGACCUUAUUUUUCGCGAACCUGAUGCUAACUUUAUACCAUUUACGAAGGAACAGAUCAAAUCAUUACUAGUCAACAAGUUCUAAAUAAAUUGCCCUUAAAUAGAGAUUAAUAGCAAGCAAAAGUAUAGGGCUAUUCUGGACAGAAAUAUUAUAUAUUUGUUCUUGAGAGCAGACAAAAAAAUGCUUGAUCCUUAAUUUUGCUUAGAUAUCGAGUUUUCGACGCUGUUUGUCAACUAUUUUGAUGACGACGUUAAAAACACUGGCACCUUGCACAGUCUUACUAUCAGGAAAAAAGACAGAGUCAUAUAAUUUGUACCUUGCCAUAAUUCUAAUUAUGAGAUAAGAGAUAAUAUUAUAUUAUAGUGGGCCAACGCUUUGUCUAAAUUCACAAUUAGCGAAGAUAUAUUAAGCAGAUAUAAAAUUAUUGAUAAGCUAGGAUAGGGGGCAAACUCAACUGUCUACAAAGUAUCAAGCAAGGUGAAUCCUAAAAAAUUCUUUGCACUUAAAGUUAUUAAUAAAAUGUCUUUUGAGAAUAAUUGCAGAGUUGACUAACUAGUGUCUGAAAUUAGAAUAAAUCGAAAUCUAUCGGAUUGUCCUGGUGUUAUUAAGAUAUUUGAGGUCUCUGAGACUAAAGUAAAUAUAUAUUUGCUGCUUGAGUUUAAAUCAGGAGGAUCCCUUUAAGAUAUUCUUCAAUCUAGAGAGUGGGGAUACGAAGAGAAGAAAAUAAGAUCAAUCGCUGAACAAAUCCUAAAUAUUUUAACUGAAAUACACUAGAGAUAAAUAAUACAUAGAGAUUUAAAGCCAGAUAAUAUACUAAUUGAGGGUGAAAAAAAUGGGUCUCCGAAAGUGUUUAUAGCUGAUUUUGGAUUGGCCUCAGAGUUAGGAGAUUCUUCAAAAAUAAAAGUAAGAUGUGGUACUCCUGGGUUUGCAGCUCCAGAAAUUAUCUCAGGGAAAUAAUAAACACAAAAAGCAGACAUUUUUAGCUUUGGAGCAUUGCUAUUCUAUAUGUUCACCGGAUCAAAUCUAAUUAAGGGAAAUUCAAUCUAGCAAAUACUUUUAAGAACUACAAGGUUAAAUUCUAAAGAGAGGCUACAAAAAUUAUCAUGCUCACCAGCAGCACUAGAUUUCAUAUCAUAGACAUUGAUAAUCGAUCCAAUCAAUAGACCAACUGGGGAAGACUUAUUAUAGCACCAUUGGCUGAAAAGAAUUAAAAUCAUUGAUAUAACCUAAUAACAAAUCGAAUUCAAACCUAAUGAAUUAGUUGCUUUUGGCCAAUUGAAAAUUUCUAAUAAUUCUUUUGUCAAUUAAAGAAAGCUGAUUAAUGACUGCAACAAGUCUGCCAUUGAUUAAAAUGAUAAUAAUCUUCAUUAAGAUCUAUUGAGAAUUAGGAGUUCCAGCAAUAGACAAAAUUUGAAUAAGAAUCUUGCUAAUUCAUCAAAGUGUGUAAAAAGAAAUCAUAGAAUUGGAAACAUAAUUAAAGAAGAACAUGAGAAAGCUCAGAUAGGAUUGAAUAAAAUCAGAGAAACAUCUGCCCCAAUGUCUGUAAAAAACAAUCCCUAUAAGCAGAACAACCAUUAUUUUUUAGAAAAAUAAAUUUGCCUCUCAUUUAUUGAGGAUGAUAUCACUGAGAAACUCUAGCAAGAUGAUAAUUGUAAAAAGUUUGAGACAAAUUUUAAUUCAUAAGAAAUGAUUGAAACUAUCCCUAGUGAAAUUUAUGAUAUAGAAAUAACUCCUAAUCUUAAUCAAGGAUAAAUCAAAAUUGGAAUUUGCAAAGAUAAGGAAAUGGUAGAUCAAAGAGAGAAAUAGAUUUUAAUGUCCGUUCUAAAUUAACCUAAGUUGUAGAGAAUAUUUGCUGAUAAUAAAUAUUGA